AUGGCCGCAAGAUUAGACGAACCCAGACGCUCCGGUCGAGCUACCAAAGGCCAGCACAAAAACCUCGAACUACCAGAUGAUCCCGCGAAAAAGGGCAAAAGCAAAAGCCCGAAAGAAAAGAGCGCGAAGUUGUCCGUCGAACCCACACCCGGCCCUAGUGAAGGCGAGGCAGAUGAAGAAGAGAUCAUCCGUUGCAUCUGCGGUGAAUAUGAAGAGGAAGAGGAUGUGGAGCGCGAUAUGAUCUGCUGUGAUCAAUGUUCAGCAUGGCAGCACAACGACUGCAUGGGCCUCACAUUCCAGAAAGGCCAAGAACCAGAUCAAUACUUUUGCGAACGAUGUCGACCAGAGAACCACACAAACCUCUUGGCAAAGAUCAACGCGGGUGAGAAACCCUGGGAAGAGCUUGCUGAGAAACGUCGCCAAGAGGCCGAGGAGAAGAAGUCCAAGCGGAAAAAGGGCAAGAAGGGUGGCCGCAAAGGAAGACCCAGUGAGAGCCGGACAGAUGCUAGCACACCAGCUCGUACUGCGCCAUCCAUUACACCAGGUCCUGCCGGUUCUCCUGCACCAGCAGUGUCCGCUGUGUCCGUUUCGGUCGAGCCAGAGAAAAAUGGCCAUGCUGUUGAUUCUCGGCGAUCUAGCACUAACAAGCGGAAACUCGAAGAGACAGUAGAGGCAGAAAAUGGACCACAAGUCAAACAGCAAAGGGUAUCCCCACAGUCUACCCCAGCAGCUAUCCCAGAGGCGACUGGACCUAAAAUUAAGACAGACCCUACCCCCGAGGCAACUGCCAUUGGAGCCUUGGAGGAGCUGAUGCCUGCUCGCAAGAGUGUGGCCACACACCUCAUCAAGUUGUUUGUAGACCAGAUUACUGCAGCCCUGAAAGCAGGCUCAUUUACCUUGGGUGCGAAUCAGUCAGUGGAGGACAUGGCACAGCAACUCGCUCUAUCCAUUGAGGAUGCGAUGUAUGAGAGUAUCUGCGGGCGGUCAGGCGAGCCUAAUGAAUCAUAUAAGGCGCAAUUACGGUCGAUCAUGUUCAAUGUAAAGAAGAAUGCUUCUCUGCGAGAUCGUCUGCUCAUAGGUAGUCUCUCCCCUAAGUUGCUGUCUCAGAUGACAACGGCGGAAAUGGCCAGCAAAGAACUACAGCAGAAGGAUGCCGAGAUCAAACGAGAAGCGGACAGGCAUCACACCAUUGUCCAGGAACAAGGUCCUCGGAUUCGACGCACCCAUAAAGGAGAAGAGUUAAUCGAGGAUGAACACCAUGGCGCGAAUGAGUCUGUUUUCUCCCGUGGACUUCGUCGCGCUGUGGGCGAUGACGGCAGUCCAGCCCACAAAAGCCCGACCAGCCCGAUGGGACCGCAGCAAGGAAAGACAGAGACAGAUGGAUAUACUCGGGGUCUGUCACCUGAGGGUGCCCACCAUGACCACGUUUUCCCCGAAGUGGCUCCCGCCAUCUACGAGCCACUGCCUAGUGGCAGGGUCCAAGCAGAUGCUGAGAUCGAUCAGCUCUUGCGCGACGAUGAACCUUAUUCACCGCCUUAUUCACCCAAGGACUUCGAUGAUGAUGGGACCAUCUGGCGCGGCAAGGUAACGAUGCCUCCCAUCGGAGAGUUCUCCUCGUCCGCGAAGCAUGUGGGAGGCGCGGAUCUGAGUGGCCGAAUUCCAUGGAGCCAGCUUGCACCCUCCACGUUGGUUGUUGACGGCCGUAUCGAUAUCAGACGGGCAACCGAUUAUCUAUGUGGCCUUCAGUUCAGCAAGUCUACCGACGUAUCUGUGAUUGCAGUAAGCAGUCCUGAUCAGCCUACAGAUCGAGCGGGCUUCGACAAAAUGUUUGACUACUUCCAUAGUCGUGGGCGUUAUGGCGUCAUUGGAAAGCACCCACUGUCUGCCGUCAAAGACACCUACAUUGUCCCAAUGGAGGUCGGCACUACGACGAUGCCCGAGUUCAUUGAGCUGCUGGAAAACAUCUCACUUGAGGGACCUAUUACUCAACGUAUACUUUUGACCAUUUUCGUCGUCAAGACUGGCGAAUCCAACCCUUCGUCUGUUCAACCGCCAUCUCACCAGGCUAGCCAGGAGCCACAUGUAUCUGCGAGCCCCACAGUCGCAGCAGUGACUCCCCAGCAGCCUCAGUUCACCGCUGGAAUUGCGCCAACUACUCCCUCCCACUUCGGUGGAUUCAACCCGACUCCCACAGUGUACGGCCAGCAGGCCCCUGUACAGGCCACCCCUCAACACCAGCCUGUCUUGACCGGCCUCCCCGCCGCGGUACAAGUCCUCGGCCCACAAGUCGAUGCUCCCGCCAUUCAGCAACUUCUGAAGACAGCACCUAAUGUAGACAUGGCGCAACUAAGUGUCGUUCGCGACAUUCUGGUCCGCCAACCUGCUGCCGCUGCUCAUUACGACACUUUGAUGCAGGCUCUAUUUGAGACCCAAGCAAACGGCCAUGUGCCCCAGCAGGGUGUGUAA
Molecule: messenger RNA, 2466 nt
Organism: Penicillium vulpinum
Lineage: Eukaryota; Fungi; Ascomycota; Eurotiomycetes; Eurotiales; Aspergillaceae
Exons: 3
Coding region: 1-2466 (821 amino acids)
Biological process (GO): DNA-templated transcription; transcription elongation by RNA polymerase I; transcription elongation by RNA polymerase II
Cellular component (GO): nucleus
Molecular function (GO): RNA polymerase II transcription regulatory region sequence-specific DNA binding
Source: RefSeq, a predicted model, not a curated record